CACACUACCCCAAGCGAAAAUGGCGCUUCUCGUCCUCGUCCUCGUCCUCAUCCUCAUCCUCGCGAACAAGCUCUUUAGCUGCCUCCGCUACAAGCUGCCGCCAGGGCCGCGGCCACGGCCCAUCGUGGGCAACCUGCCAGACAUAAAGCCGGUGCUGGUGCGGUGCUUCACAGAGUGGUCGGAGAAAUACGGCCCCAUCUUCUCCGUGUACCUCGGGUCCCACCUCAAGGUGGUGGUCAACACGGCGGCGCUGGCGAAGGAGGUGCUCAAGGACAACGAUCUGCAGCUCGCGAACCGCAACCGCACAAGGCAGAUCAACAAGUUCAGCAAGAAUGGCAUGGAUUUGAUUUGGGCCGACUAUGGCCCUCACUAUGUCAAGGUGAGGAAGCUCUGCACUCUCGAGCUCUUCUCGGCAAAGCGCCUCGAGGGACUCCGCCCUAUUCGAGAAGACGAGGUCACCGCCAUGGUCGAGUCCAUUUUCAAGGACUGCUCCAAGCCUGAAAACAAGGGAAAAGAAGUGGUGGUGCGUGAGUACUUGAGCACGAUGGCAUUCUUGCACAUAACAAGGCUAACAUUCGGGAAGCGAUUCAUAGACAGUAAUGGCGUGAUUGAUGAACAGGGCCAAGAAUUGAAGAACAUACUCGACAGCUCACUCAAAUCCGGCACCAAGAAAUCCGUAAUUGCGGAGUUUCUCCCGGCGUGGUUCAGCAUCUUCUUCAAGAACGAGAACGCUGCCCUGGACGCACACAACGCUCGUACCGAUAGCUUCACGAAGAAGAUCAUGGCAGAGCACACCCUCGCUCGCCGGAACACCGGCAGCAGCAAGAACCAUUUCGUAGACGCUUUGCUCACACUCCAAGAGGAGUACCAACUGAGUGAAGACACUGUCAUUGGCCUCCUUUGGGAUAUGAUCUCCGCGGGUUUAGACACAGUUGCCAUAACGGUGGAGUGGGCCCUGGCGGAGCUGGUGAGGAACCCUCGGGUGCAACACAAGGCACAAGAAGAGCUGGAUCGCGUGAUAGGACAAGGCCGUGUCAUGACGGAGGGCGACAUCUCGAACCUCCCUUACUUGCAGUGUGUGACUAAGGAGUGCUACAGGAUGCACCCUCCCACGCCCCUGAUGCUCCCCCACAAGGCGAGCACGGAUGUCAAGAUCGGGGGCUACGAUGUCCCAAAAGGCUCCACCGUGAACGUGAACGUGUGGGCCAUUGCUCGGGAUCCGGCCGUGUGGAAAGACCCUCUUCAGUUCAGGCCGGAGCGGUUUCAAGAGGAGGAUGUUGAUGUGAAGGGCACCGACUACCGGCUACUACCCUUUGGGUCCGGGAGACGGAUUUGCCCCGGGGCACAACUUGGUAUAACCCUGGUGACUUCGUUGCUGGGACACAUGUUGCACCACUUCACGUGGAUUCUUCCUCAUGGGGUCGAUGACAUUGACACGAUGGAGCAACCUGGAACGGUUACUUAUAUGGGGAAGCCUCUCGAGGCUAUUCCUAACCCGAGACUUCCAGUCGAGCUUUACAAGCGCCUAGAUGUGGGAAAUAUAUGAACUCCACUCUCUCACUCUGUAUUCUAUGUCUUGUUUUGUUUUCAAUUUCUCGACGUUUUUCAUUGCCAAUAUAGAUUUCUUUGGACUGCA
This is a messenger RNA of Salvia hispanica, 1636 nucleotides long. RefSeq names its product cytochrome P450 98A2-like. Gene Ontology annotation, molecular function: monooxygenase activity; iron ion binding; heme binding. The record is from RefSeq and is a predicted model, not a curated record. NCBI's taxonomy places the organism in Eukaryota, Viridiplantae, Streptophyta, Magnoliopsida, Lamiales, Lamiaceae.